Molecule: messenger RNA, 1350 nt
Organism: Marchantia polymorpha subsp. ruderalis
Lineage: Eukaryota; Viridiplantae; Streptophyta; Marchantiopsida; Marchantiales; Marchantiaceae
Source: the annotation of a GenBank genome assembly
AGUCUCGUUUUCGUGCUGGGACGAAAUUCUGGGCGAUUCUCGAAUUGUGCAGCUAUGGCGGCACGCGUGCUGCUCGUGCGACCAGCGCUUCCGGUUACCGCAAUUGUUUCUCAUCUCCCUGUGCCGGGAUCCGCGUCGUCUCUAUGCCCUGCAAUUUCAAGAACCCAUCCAUCCGCAGAGCUCACAAGAUUGCUGUGCUCUCGGUCCUCCCCUGCGGCGGAAUCGUCUUGCGCGCAUGGAUCUAUCGGCAUCAGGACUCGAAGGUCUGUGAAUUUGGGUGGCACUUUUGCAGGCAGUUCUGUGAAUUUGGAGUCGUUCGAGCGAUUUGCAAAUUGUCGGUCCAGGACGAUCUUCUCGGCAAUGUCGGCUGGUCCUUCAGAGACUCAAACGGUGUCCAUGGAGGAGGAGGAGGAAAGGUACAAAGUUCAAGAGAGGAUAGAUGAGCAUCAAAAGGCAGCCACUAAAUUGCCCCGUGUCGUCGAAGCGCGCACCGUCGUCGAUAAGAUCACGAAUGGUAUACUCUCGACGAUCUCCAAGAAGCUUGAUGGGAGUCCGGUGCCGUCGAUGGUGCCCUACGCGGUGGACGAGGGUGGCAGGAUUCUUCUGUGUGUAAGUUCUCUGUCUCCUCACACGGGAGAUCUUGAUGCGAAUCCCAAGUGCUCCAUGCUCGUUGCGAGAGAUCUCAACGACAGAAGCGAUAUUGUGAUCACCGUCACUGGGGAAGCGCAUGCAGUCUCUGCAGAAAAUGAAGCGGAUGCGAAGAGUGCGUUUCUGAAAAAGCAUCCGGGUGCUUUUUGGGUCGACUUCGGGGACUUCAAAAUGGUGCGCAUAGAACCGAAACAUGUUCGGUUCAUUUCAGGAAUUGCGAAAGGCACUGCAGCCGUUUCACAGUUCUCAGGAGACGAAUUCAAAGCUGCAGCUGUUGACCCCAUCUCGCAAUUUGCUGCUCCUAUCGCUCACCACAUGAACAGAGAUCAUUCGGAUCAGACGAGGAUGAUUGUGGAGCACAAUGUUGGGAUUAAGGUCGAUUCUGCCAUAAUUGAAGAAGUAGAUAGUUUUGGGUUUUAUGUAUUGUCCCAAUUUGAAGGGAAGCCACUAAAGUUGCGAAUUCCAUUCCCAAGAAAGGCGGAGAGUCGCAAGGAUGUGAAGACGCUUAUUGUCGAGAUGCUAUCUGCAGCCACUGCUAAGUAGAAUCAAGAGAUGAGAAAUUAGAACCUGGAAUUGUGCAGAUGGUGAGAGGGUUUGUAGCUAGUUUUUCACAAACCUUUGGAUACUGCAGAGAUAAAGUCUCGUGUAAAUUGCCUGUACAAAUUUAUAAAAAAUUGGCGUGGAAUUGGUCUCGCCCCUCCC